Molecule: messenger RNA, 2277 nt
Organism: Neurospora tetraspora
Lineage: Eukaryota; Fungi; Ascomycota; Sordariomycetes; Sordariales; Sordariaceae
Exons: 1
Coding region: 156-2270 (704 amino acids)
Cellular component (GO): nucleus
Molecular function (GO): exonuclease activity; nucleic acid binding
Source: RefSeq, a predicted model, not a curated record
CUAAUAGACUCUCAAGAACUCGUCAUCUUGCUGUUCCAUUGCCCUCAAGACCGCAUUUUCGCUUCAUCAGCAAUACGUCUAUCCAGCGCUCGGGCGACUCGCAGGAAGCAAACCCACUGGCAAACCGUGAACCCUGGCCAACCCGCGCUCAAACAAUGGACACCGUUUUACAGAACUUGGGGUCGAUCCCCUGCCCGCAUGGCGACAGGUGCACUGCGUCCGGCUGUCUCUUCCAACACAGCUGGAACAAGAAGCCGGCCGCUCCGGCAUCGGCCAAACACGAUGGUCUAGACGAAGAUGACAAUCCGCGAAAGCGUCGCAAGCUGUCAACAGAGCCUACCCAGAGCACAGUAUCAACAACGGCAGAGCCUUCGAAGCCCAACCUGGAACCUGUCACGGCCAAGAAACCCGUGUCACCCCCACCACUGGGCCGAAAGCCAACAGUUUUGUCUGUUCAGUCAGUUCCGUCUGCAGCUCCUUCAACACCAGCAACCAAACCAGCAACUACACCAUCACAAACCGAUCCAACACCCGUGAAGAGCGCCGAGAAGAGGGUUCCUAUUCGGAAGGUACAAGCUCCUCGCAAGGUCGAGACACUCAAUCCUCGCAUGCUCAAGGGUGUGGCACCUGCUACAUUCGAGUUCCGGUUCAAGGCAUUGACCAUGCUACACGAACAAUUCGUCCGACUGAACAAAGAGAUGGAAAAGGCGGCUGGUAAAGAUGCGGAGAGCAAGAAGUUGGUUCUUACUCCGCAAGAGCUAAUAUGGCUUUCUCUGGACUUGGAGGAGAAGAUUGCGAUGGACAAGCCGUCCAUCUACAACAAUGUCAUCAAGAACCGCAUCAUGGGCUACAAGAAGAUGACGCCCAAACAAUGGAAGGCAGAGCGUCUUGCCGAGAUCAAGAAGGAGGAGGAACGCAAAGCCGCUGCGACCCAAGCAGGCUCCAAGAAGCAGGCCCUCCUCGGUCCUCCCAAGGAGAUCAACACAGGCCUGACGCCGCAAGAGGAGAUUGCCUUCCUACCACACCUUCUCACGUCCAUCACCGAACUCGCCCAGCAUGGAUACGUCCCCAAGCCGCCAUCUGAAGAGGAAAUCAAGAAGGCACGCGAGGGCGUCGAGGCUGCCAUGGGCUGGGAGACGUGCGACCGCUGCACCAAGCGUUUUCAAGUCUUCCCCGGCCGUCGCGAAGAGGACGGCGCUCUCACCACCGGCGGCCCCUGCACCUACCACUGGGGCCGUCUCCUCUACCCCGAGCGCGACCCGACCAGCACCGUCCAGCAAGAGAGGACUUACCGAUGCUGCAAGCAGCUAGCCGGCGACUCAACCGGUUGCACAAGCUGCAGCACCCACGUCUUCACCGUCAAGUCCCCCGCCCGUCUAGCGACCAUCGUUCCCUUCAUGGAAACCCCCGAGAACCCAUCCGUACCCAAGGACCGCGCCGUCUGCUUCGACUGCGAAAUGUGUUACACCGUCAACGGUCUCGAACUGAUCCGCCUCACAGCCGUCAACUGGCCCGACGGCAAAGAACUCCUUGACAUCCUCGUCCGCCCCAUGGGCGAGAUCCUCGAUCUCAACUCGCGCUUCUCGGGCGUCUGGCCAGAGGACCUAAUCAACGCCGAACCAUGGAAGCCCGUCGCUCCUCUUGACCCUGUCACCAACACCGAUUCCUCCCCCUCCAAACUCCCACCCUCAACCAACCCACCAGCAAAACCAGGCCAGCGCAAAAAGAUGCAAAUAGUCUCCUCCCUCACCGUCGCCCGCGACCUCUUAUUCAGUCUCAUAUCCCCCACCACGCCCUUGAUAGGCCACGGCCUAGAAAACGAUCUCAACACCAUGCGCAUCUGCCACCCCACGCUCAUCGACACGGUUCUCCUUUUCCCACACAAGAAACCUUUGCCGUACCGGAACGGAUUGAAGAUGUUGAUGGAGUGGAAGCUCAACAAAGCCAUCCAGGUGGAACCUGAUGCUGAUUCCGCCGAUGGCACGGCACAAGGCGGAAAGCUACUGGGGCACGAUUCAGCCGAGGAUGCGAGGGCCGCGGGAGACUUGGUGAGAUAUGAGAUUCAGCGUAGGUGGGCGAGGAUGAAGAGGGAGGGGUGGACUUUGAAGAAGGGGGUGUUUGUGCCGCCUAAGGAGAAGAAGGGGGCGACAGCUGGGAGUGCUGGGAAAAAGUUGACGGUGGAGGGGAUUGAAGGGACAAUGGGGGCUACGGCGACGGAAGUGAGGAAGACGAGGGAUGGGACGGAGGAGGGCGAGUUGGUUGAGGUUUAGAGGUGCC